Molecule: messenger RNA, 3711 nt
Organism: Antechinus flavipes (yellow-footed antechinus)
Lineage: Eukaryota; Metazoa; Chordata; Mammalia; Dasyuromorphia; Dasyuridae
Gene: CATSPERE
Product: catsper channel auxiliary subunit epsilon
Biological process (GO): sperm capacitation; flagellated sperm motility
Cellular component (GO): sperm principal piece; CatSper complex
Source: RefSeq, a predicted model, not a curated record
AUGGAAGGUGGAACUUUUACUGAGCUUAGCCCGACUUCGAGGCCAGGAGUCCUUUAUUCUGCUUCUCUAGUCCAUAAUAUGUUAAUAACAAAUUUCAAAGUAAUAUGUCUUUCCCGAGAUGAGAGCCUCGUGGCUAACACAACUAUAGGUUACACGGACAUCCAACCUCUAGGUUUCGUGACACUUCUAGGUGCCCGCCUUUUUGCCAGUGAAAGGGGAUCGAAUGCUAACUACAAUGCUUUGAUUUUGCUCUUUCCCCUCGCCGACGCAGCGGAAGGCAACGGCUGGGAGCGAGGUUCCUAAUGAACUUUGGUCGCGCGGGCCGUCUGUUGUGCGCAGCUUGCCGACUUCAGGUGCGGGAGGAAAACGCAGCUGCAGUCGCUAUAUAGGUUCUUCCUUGCCAUGUUUUGGAAGAAAGUCGUAACUGCGGGAGUAUUAUUACUGCUGGGCUACAGCUCAGCUUUGUGGAGGUAUAGGACGAAUGCCAAAACUUAUUCUAUUUUCAACACCAGAACAACUAUCCAUUUAGAAUAUGAAGGACCAGAUUUUAUAGAAUGGGACAUCCCAGGAGUUUGUUCUGUUAAAAAUCGAACUUUACAAAACACAAUAAUGAUCUGUUCAGUUCAAGGUGUUCAUAUCAUAAGACCCAAAGUUUAUGGUAAAACAGCAGAAGCUGAAGAACGCUUUUUAUAUGUAGAUCGUCCUAGUGAGUGCUUUCUGUGGUAUUACCAAUCAAGUCGUGUGGACAACAAGCCCAUUCAGAACAUAGUGAUGUGGAUAUAUGAUCCAGAAAAUGCAAGUCCUGAAGAGCUAGCCAACAAUGCAUCACAACCUUCAAUUAAUUCCAUGUCACUUAGCAGCCAGUUUUUCAGUAUGGGAGAAGAGCCUACUAUUGUAUCAGUAAUCUCUUAUGAUGUUUACUCUCCAGAAAUUACAAAGCAAGAAGGGAUAUGGGAAGUGCAAAUACCACAUACAAAAGCGAACAUUCUUUUGAUGAUCAAAGGGAAUUCAGUAGCUUUCCAAGAUUGCUUUGUUGCACACCAUCUAUUUUUAGUAUCUUAUAUAACACAAAAUUUUACUCAGAAUUCUGAGGACCUACCUAUAACAACAAAUACUGAAGAAAAUAUACUUUUUGACUGGCGCCCCUGUUUUCCUGCAAAUGUUGUCACGAUUUCACAUUGGGAGACUCUUUAUUCAAAUGAUGCUUUCAAUACUACACAGAAGAUCAGAAUACCCCCCAAUAUGCUUACUGAUGAAGAAAGGGAAAAUGUACAAGAUAUUAGCUUAAUAGAAGAAGGAAUUAUAUUUUUAACAGCAGGUCAUCUUUACCUAAGGAGAACUAAUGAUUUCAUAAAACUUGACCAGAACUUUCAUAUUCCUUCGAAUAUAACUGGUACCGAAACAAGAACUUGGUGUUGGCCUGAGUAUGUACCAAGGGAAGGACUAGAAUUAAGUGAAAUAAUAUUGUGGACAAAAAAAGAAGUCUUUCUUGGAUAUGCUGGCUUAAGAUUUUUCAAAUUAAUAUGCCUUGAAGAGCUUGUGGAAAUUCUGGAUCUCCAUGAAGAAAACAUGGAUGAAUUUACUAUACACCGUGCAACUUAUACCUCAGACCCAACUGGAAUUGCUUUGUUGUUAGUUCACCCUCUAAAUGGAAGUCAAUCCAGUAUGAUGCAUUUAGUGUUCUAUAAUGAAAAUACAAUUAAAUGGGAACUACAAGACUUUGUACUGUAUUUCCCUCAGGAUCAAAAAUUGAAUGCACUAUUCCUGUAUUCAGCAUUGCCAAAUUUUGUAAUAUGGGAUACCAAGACUGUCUACUAUAGUUACCACAAGUAUUCAAAAAAUGGAUAUAUGAUGUCACCUCUUGGACAUCAAGACCUAACAAGUUUUGCAAAUAAUAGCUACAUUCACCAAGUUUUUAUAGAUUACUUUGGAAAUGGUUUGAUAAAAAUGUACAACAAUAUUAUGCUUUAUUUCAAAAUUGAUGUUACAGAUGUAUCACUGCUACAUAAAUGGGUUAAUGAAAAUGAGAAUACAGUAAUUUUAAUUAACACUGAUGGGGAAAUAUUUCUUACAAAUCUUAAUUACGGUUUAGCAAAAGUGUCAGAAUAUCCAUUAAUGUUGGAGUUAUAUAGUUCAAUUUAUACAGAAGUGAUUAGUUGUCCAUAUUUGUUGUUUGAGAGCAGUAUUUAUUUACGUGAUAUACGUAUGGACAAGAGAGAUGAACUGACAUUUUGGUCGCAAAUAGUCUAUCCUGAGAAUUAUGGUGUAUAUUCUAUUGUGGAAAUGAAUGGACCAGAAAUAUUAAAGCAGGAGAGAAAUGUUGACUAUGAAACAGCCUUGGGAAUCUGCACUAAAAAUCUGACAGUGACACUUUAUCAGAGGGUUGAUUAUGAAGCCGUAAAUAAUUACAGCCAACUCCAAGAUGAAAACAUGGGUCAUGUGAUGAUCCAACUGCGACCUAGUCAAUCUGCAAAAACAUGUCCAUUAUCUAAUCAGGCAAUUCAUGUAUUAGUUGGCUGUUAUACAAAAAGACACAUUGUACUCAAAGGAUAUGAAAAUAAAAAAUGUCAACAUGAAAACGUGAACUAUGAAAUUGAAAAGGAAUAUUUGAGGGGCAACCCACCUAAAAACAAGCUUAUAAAUUAUAAUGUUAGUGAAUAUGGCUGCCCUUUGCACAUUUAUAUGAUGGAAAAAUUCCACCCUGUCCUUCAAUUAUAUGAUGAUGAUGAAUUCGUUGAAGAUGUUACAGCAAAUUUUAUUAUCUGGGAGAUACAUGAAAGAAUCGAUUUCAGCUAUACCAUAACUAUGCAUAGUGCUGGUUGCGUGAAUGAAGCACAGACAUGGAAGUCAAUGAUAAAAGAAAAUAAAGACCUUCCCAUAGAUAAAGUCUGGGGCCCUGAAAAUUACAGACAUUGCUUUUCAUUUUCCUAUGGAAAACCUGGAGACCUAUCACAACCAUAUGAGAUUAUCAACUCUUCCAAUAAAAAUGAAAUAAUUUGGAAGACUCAUCAUAUUGGCUUUUAUGUGUUCCGGGUUAAGAUCAUUGAUCCAAACUACAGUUUCUGUGAGCUAACAACCACCUUUGCAAUUGAGACAUUUGGCAUACUCCCAAGAACAGAUCCCAUUAUGGUUUUACUCAUCUUGUUUGGUCUGAUCAUUAUCAUCUUCAUUUGCCUACUUGUCAGCUACUUCCAGUAUUUAAGGAUUUUUCGAAAAUUUAUUUAUGAACCAAGUGUAAAAUCAAAAAAUAAAAAGAAACAAAGACAGUAGGCAAGAUGCCAUACCAUAUAAAUAUUGUUUAUACAUAUAUUUUGUAAUAAGGGAGGAUAGAGACUAUAAAAAUCAUUUUGUCCAUAAUAAAUAAGUACAUUUAGGGACCAAAUUUAGCAUGUGAAAGAUGGUCUCUGAGUUACCUAAAGACUUAAAAUUCUUCCUAUUUUUGUGUGAUGUGUUUCCUUAAAUAGCAUCUAAUUUUUUAAAAUUCUGAAUAUUCUCAUGUUAUAUUUCAAAUAGAUCUGGGCUUGAUUAGCCUGUUUACCUUAAUGAAACAAAUUGGUCAGAUACACCAGUUUGAAGCUUGCUUAAUAGCAUGUAUAUUUAGGAAACCUGAAAUCUGAACUAAUGGAAAUUGAUGAUCUGCUAGGAUAACAAAUUUAUAUUUUCUUUAGUAAAGUUUAAGAUCUUGUUUGGUUUUUAUUUGUUUUACAUUGA